AUGGGUUGUAUCUGCAAUUGCUUCGUAGGGUUGCUGAACAGCGUAUUGCUAACAGUAGGCAUAGGUUUCGUCAUAUCUGGUGCUUACCUCAACAUCAAUGGUAACAGCGAUUGCGAGAAAGUUUUAACCACCCCGUUAAUUGUGAUGGGUGGUCUUUUGCUCAUCCUUUCCCUUAUAGGAAUAAUGGGAACCUCAUGCAGCAGCACCUUCUGCAUGUACAUUUAUUUGACCCUCAUGUUCCUUUUGAUACUCGGUGUCAUCGCUUUCACCAUCUUCGUUUUCAUGAUCACCAACCAAGCCGUCGGGAAAACCAUCGCCGAUAGCGAGAAAGUCAUUGAACCCAAAAACCCCAUGGAUUUUUCCAAUUGGUUGGCAAAAAAAGUCAAUAAGGAGAAUAACUGGAAAAAGAUCAAGAGUUGUCUCAUUGAUGCCAGGCUUUGUACCACCGACGAAUAUAAACUUGAAUUUAACUUCUUGGUGUUAGUGGAUCAGGUCCCUGACAUCGAGGUUUAUAACAAGAGCCUCCCUGCAUUACAGGAAGCGUGUUGUAAGCCGCCGGAUGUGUGUGGGUUUACACAGAAGAACAAGUCAGUGUGGGAAGUGCCGAAAUCGGGACCGUCGUCGAAAAACAAGGACUGUAAGAAAUGGAGCAAUGAUGGGGAUAAGAUGUGCUUUGAGUGCGAUUCAUGCAAAGUUGGGGUGGUUGAAAACCUAAAGAGGGAAUGGAAGGCUUUGGCGUUAAUCAAUAUCUGUCUCUUAGCUUUCUUAAUUCUCAUUUACAUGCUCGGUUGUUGUGCUUUUUGUUGCUAA
Gossypium raimondii (Peruvian cotton) is the source of this 810-nucleotide messenger RNA. Its product is annotated as tetraspanin-8. The record is from RefSeq and is a predicted model, not a curated record. Gene Ontology annotation, biological process: auxin-activated signaling pathway. Bases 1 to 810 code for a protein of 269 amino acids. The transcript is spliced from 2 exons. Gene Ontology annotation, cellular component: plasma membrane; plasmodesma. Lineage: Eukaryota; Viridiplantae; Streptophyta; Magnoliopsida; Malvales; Malvaceae.